AUGUCUCAAAGAUAUUUAGUAAUUAUCCAUUGCGUUUUCCUUCUUUUGAAUUUAUUCAAAACAAAUUGCUAUUUAGUACAAUUUCACGGCAAUUCGAAAACGAAUCAUUAUCAAUGUGUUGGUUGUAUAAAUGAAAAAAAUGAAACGCUAAGAAGUAUCGAUAAUAAAAAUAAUAUAUUAAAUAGUUCUUUUCUACAUGUACAAGAAGAUGAUAAUAAUGAAUUUUAUAGCCUCAAAUUAAAUGAAAAAAACUUUAGAUGGAGUAUACCUUUAGCAUUAGGCUCAGAAAAAUCAAUUAUCGAUUUAGUUUUAACAAUUUCAAAUUCAUCUACUGCAUUUUAUUGCCAUGAUGAAAAUAAGCCAUCUUUAGAAACUGAAGUAUUAGGAUAUGAUUUAUCAAAAUCUACAGAUUUAAAAUAUGUUGAUUGUACAAAUGAAGAAUGUACUGAAAUUCUAGGAAGUAAUAAAUGUUUAAUUUUAGAUGAAUAUUUUAAAUUAUUAAAAGGAUAUGCUUUGAGAAAAAAAAGUUGUAAAAGUAAAUUUUGUGAUUAUGUAAAUAAAAUGAACUUUUUAAAUAUGAGCAAUCCUGGGGUAGAUAAAAAUGCAUCUGUAUGUCCAUUUGAUAAGAAAGUUGAUAAUGAUAAAAUUAAAGGGUUCUAUUUUAAUGAUUCAUUUUUAAUUAGUAAAGAAAAAAAAAUUACAUAUAAUUAUUUUGGAUGUAUAACAGAAAAUGAAAAUUUAAAUAUUAAUGAAAAUACAUCUGGUAUUAUUGGAUUAGCUAAUGAUUAUAAAGCUGAUAAGAAAUAUUCAUCCAUUUUAAAUGCUUUUAUUUCAAAUUCGGGAUCAAAAAAAAAUAUAUUUGGUUUAUGCUUAAUUGAUGGGGGUGGAUUUAUUUCAUUUGGUGGAUAUGAUAAAGCAGCAUUAGAACCCGCUUUACCUGCAAAAGAAAUAAAAGGUUCUGAAGAAUAUGAAGAUUUAGACACAUCAUAUAGAAAUCCAUUAUUAUCCAUUGGUGAUGAUUCAGAUAAUUUAAUUUGGACAAAUUAUUCUGAAUCUACAAAUGAAUUAUACAAAGUAAAAGUAACCAAAAUUAAUUUAAACGUAACUGAUGAUAAUUCAGAAUAUGAUGUUAAUAAAGAUUUUAUUCUCGAUACAUAUGAUUAUUUUAUAUCGCUACCCCGAGAAAUAUCAACUAAACUUACAGAAAAAAUUAAUAAAAUAUGUAAAGACUUAAAUGAUAAAUGUAAAAAUGUUGAAAAUUCUGGGACAUUCCAAAUGGGGAAUGAGCAAGUAGGAUCUUUCCCAGCCAUAGAAUUCUUUUUCAAUGAUAACAAAGUGGUAGUUCCCCCACACGAUUAUAUAAUAAACGACGGAGAUAACAAUUACAAAAUUUUAGUAAAACAUACUGAAAACAGUGAAAAACUUGGAAUUCCAUUUUUCUUAAGCAAAUAUAUAAUAUUUGACAACGAACAAAAGAAAUUAGGUAUUUCCCAAUCUAAAUGCCAAACUAACAACGCAUUUUCACCACAAGAUCAUGUUGAUAAAGUCCAAGAGGUAGUUAAAGAACCAAGUGAAGUUGUCGCAUCUCUCGAUGGAGAUAAAGAACCAGAUGUAGUAGUAGUACCAUAUGAUGAAUAUAAAGGUUUUUAUGAAAAAAAUAAAACAGCCAUUUUAGCAGUUUCUGGUGUUGCUGUUUCAGGAUCUAUUAUUGGAAGUAUUUUUUACCUUUUAUAA
Molecule: messenger RNA, 1734 nt
Organism: Plasmodium berghei ANKA
Lineage: Eukaryota; Apicomplexa; Aconoidasida; Haemosporida; Plasmodiidae
Product: microgamete surface protein MiGS, putative
Exons: 6
Coding region: 1-1734 (577 amino acids)
Biological process (GO): proteolysis
Molecular function (GO): aspartic-type endopeptidase activity
Source: RefSeq, a predicted model, not a curated record